Medicago truncatula (barrel medic) is the source of this 1452-nucleotide messenger RNA. Its product is annotated as 2-oxoglutarate-Fe(II) type oxidoreductase hxnY. The record is from RefSeq and is a predicted model, not a curated record. NCBI's taxonomy places the organism in Eukaryota, Viridiplantae, Streptophyta, Magnoliopsida, Fabales, Fabaceae. The coding region runs from base 138 to 1163 and encodes 341 amino acids. The transcript is spliced from 11 exons.
UGCAAAUGGUGCACACACACACAUAUAUAUAUAUAAGCAAAGAAACACAACACAACGCCAUUCACUAGUUUGUGUUUGUAAUUCAAAGUGGUUUUUAAGGUCCUCUUUUUUCUUCAUUCUUCUUCAAUUUCCAAAACAUGGGAAAACAGAGCAAAGAAACAGAAUCCCCUGUUUCUGACCCAACAAAAUUCUCUAUCCUCAAUCUUAUCGACCUUUCAAAUUCAAACAUAAACCAAUCCGUUAAUUUACUCAAACAGGCGUGUUUGGAUUCUGGUUUUUUCUAUGUUGUAAACCAUGGAAUUAGUGAGGAAUUCAUGGAUGAGGUUUUUGAACAAAGUAAGCGAUUUUUCACCCUUCCUUUGAAGGAAAAGAUGAAGAUUUUGAGGAAUGAAAAACAUAGAGGAUAUACCCCUGUUCUUGAUGAGUUACUUGAUCCUGAAAAUCAACUUCAUGUAGGGGAUUACAAAGAAGGGUAUUAUAUUGGAGUUGAAGUAGAUGAAGAUGACCCAGAAUCAAAUAAACCCUUUUAUGGGCCUAAUAAAUGGCCUGCACCAGAUAUUCUUCCAGGAUGGAGGGAGACAAUGGAAAAGUUUCACAGAGAAGCAUUAGAAGUGGGGAAAGCAGUUGGAAAGAUAAUAGCCCUUGCGCUUGAUUUAGAUGCUGAUUUUUUCGAUAAGCCGGAAAUGCUGGGAGAGUCAAUUGCGACUCUACGUUUGCUGCACUAUGGAGGUCAAGUAUCGGAUCCCUUGAAAGGAUUAUUUGGAGCUGGAGCUCAUACCGACUAUGGUUUAAUUACGCUGUUAGCAACCGAUCAUGUCUCUGGUCUUCAGAUAUGCAAGGAUAGGGAUGCUAAACCUCAGAAAUGGGAGGAUGUGGCACCAUUGAAAGGGGCAUUCGUAGUGAAUCUUGGUGACAUGCUUGAGCGUUGGAGCAACGGUGUUUUCAAGUCCACACUGCACCGAGUUCUAGGAAAUGGUCAAGAGAGAUAUUCGAUUGCAUACUUUUUGGAGCCUAGCCAUGAUUGUCUUGUGGAGUGCCUACCAACCUGCAAAUCAGACACUAACCCUCCCAAAUAUCCUCCUAUCUUAUGCCGCGACUACCUCAGCCAGCGCUACAAUGAUACUCAUGCUGAUUUGAAAAUUUACAAGAAACAACAAUCAUAAGUAGAACUAGUCAGUGUUUGGAGUUGAGGAGCCUAGAGAAUUUUGUUUCUUAGUUUUGUUAAUUUCUUUAAGCCUUUUUAAUUGCAUAAUGUUUUAGGAAUAACAGCACCAUGUGUUUGUUGUAUUAUAUAGCUUUUGUUUAAAUAGCAAAAUAAUUUUUUAGGGGGGAGAGAGGGUUAGAUAUUCAGUUUAGUACUUGUUGAUUCUAAAAGAAAACCAUAUAUGAAAAUCCAUGUUUUCACUCAAUAAUACUCUUACAUUGUGUGGUGCACAAUAUAUAUUGACUUAA